CACACGGUUUUGAGUUAUUUCUCCUUCUUCUUCUUCAUUUGUCCCCUCUAUAUCUUCAGCCAUGGAAGCUUCAAACCCUAACUGAAAAUCUCCAUCUUCUUUACCCAUGCAUUGAAGUUCCUUGUGAUUCAUCACAUUAUAUAUAAAGGGUUAGAGAAAAAGAUUGAUUUUGAGCUUUCAUUUUGUUAUUAAAAUUGAACAAUGGACAGUAUGGGAUGGAGGGAUGUGACAAUGAAUACGACGUCGUCGUCCUUGUUGUGGGGCAAUAAUCAUCAGAAUUAUACCGUUGGCUCUAUUUUUGAUUUUCAAGAAGCUUCUGGUCCAUUAGUAAUGUCAUCAAAGGAUGGACCCCAAUUGAGUUUUCCCUCUAUUAUGGGUAACAAUUAUAAUAUUAAUAAUAAUAUUAAUGUAACCCCACUUCACAAUCUAACCGUUCAUCAAGAUCGCGAGAUGGCCGGCGUUUCAACGACUGGAUCUUCACUAGAUUCUCUUGAUCAUUGUCUUCUGUCGGGAACUAACAGCAUCAAUACCGACACUUCCGUUGAAGAUGAUGGAAUUUCAAUUAUCUUCUCCGAAUGUCAAAAUCUUUGGAAACCCAACAACAAAAGGAGCCAAAUCAAAAUGGAUAUUCCAUCAAAGGAUGAAGGGUCAUUCAAGUUCAUAACCGAACACGAUCAAUAUCAACCAAACCCUAAAAAACCAAGAUCCAACAAACUUCCGACAUCAUCAAACAUAAGUUUCCAACAACCCAACAACUCAUCAGCAGCAUCAUCAAUUGACGAGCCUGAUUCCGAAGCAAUAGCGCAGAUGAAAGAGAUGAUAUACAGAGCAGCCGUCUUCCGACCUGUAACUCUCGGUCCAGAAAUAGUUGAAAAACCUAAGAGGAAAAACGUUAGGAUAUCCAAAGACCCACAAACGGUUGCAGCUAGAGAGAGACGAGAGAGGAUAAGUGAGAGAAUUAGGGUUUUACAAAGGUUAGUACCAGGAGGAAACAAGAUGGAUACUGCUUCAAUGUUGGAUGAGGCUGCGAAUUACCUCAAGUUUUUAAGGUCGCAGGUGAAAUCACUAGAAAACGUUGGCCACAAAUUUGAUCCUUUUGUUAAUUUUCCAAGUCCCACUCCAAAUCCUUUCCUUUUCCCACAUUUCUCUCUCCAAAACAUGAUAUUCCCCCAACAACCCGACCCGACAACCCGAUAAAAAUAAUUGUCCUUGUAAUUCUUAGCUUUAUAGUUCACCACUAAUUAAUUGUAAUGUCGAAUUUCAUCGAGUUUGUAAAUAUCCCAUGAAUUUUAUUUUGUUCAUGA
This is a messenger RNA of Impatiens glandulifera, 1304 nucleotides long. Its product is annotated as transcription factor bHLH87-like. NCBI's taxonomy places the organism in Eukaryota, Viridiplantae, Streptophyta, Magnoliopsida, Ericales, Balsaminaceae. Gene Ontology annotation, molecular function: DNA-binding transcription factor activity; protein dimerization activity. The transcript is spliced from 3 exons. The record is from RefSeq and is a predicted model, not a curated record. Gene Ontology annotation, biological process: regulation of DNA-templated transcription. Bases 202 to 1197 code for a protein of 331 amino acids.